Molecule: messenger RNA, 1977 nt
Organism: Cryptococcus wingfieldii CBS 7118
Lineage: Eukaryota; Fungi; Basidiomycota; Tremellomycetes; Tremellales; Cryptococcaceae
Product: cytoplasmic protein
Exons: 5
Coding region: 1-1977 (658 amino acids)
Source: RefSeq, a predicted model, not a curated record
AUGUCCCGCCCCAGCAACCCCCCGCCCCGCGCCGGCACCGCCAAGUCCAAGCAGCCCGCAACCGCUGCGAGGAGAAAUCCGGGCACCGUCCCGGGGCUCGCCCGUACAGCGUCGUCCCUCCGCCAGGGCGGCGUGCACCCCCAUACCUCCCUCCCUGCCCAUCUGCGAGGCCUCAAUCUGUCCACUCCGAAGAUUCCCUCGCCGUUAGGCAUGGGCACCCCUGCAAGACAGCUCAAGCAAAGUCUGCCGGCAAGAACUUCAAAAACGACGGAGAAGCAUGUCCUUCUGCCCGAAGACCCACAACUCGCUCCUCUUCCCAGAUCGCCGGGUGAUAUGCCUACCAUGUCUGCUCCCCCUCGAAGAGACAGCUCUGGGGGAAUACCAGGCGCUGGUCGAAGUGGAUACCAUCCUACCAUGACCCACGGCGACGAACGAAGCGAUGCGGAGAAAAUGACCAAGAGAGAGCGAGAAGAAAACAAGCUGCCGAGGCUCACUGCCUAUGCCACUGCCGAGGGCUACCGUCUCAAGCUGCUCCAAGCGUUCUUGAAGCGGGAGCAUGGCGUGAGCGUCGUGAGGGUAUACGACGACUGUGUCUAUGCGGUCUACAACCUCCCCCUCCUCCCCGGCUACGGCGCCACCACCAAAGUCCGUUCUUCGCCCAUCACCAAGUCUCCCGGCGGCGUGUCUCUUAUGGAACGCAUGACCAUGGCUGAAGAUCUCGGCUACCACGAUACCUACUUUCCCCGCGAAGACCCCACCGAGGCGACGCCGGCAGAGUACAUCUUGUCCACUUCGCCAGGUAUGGAGGCUGGUGAAGAGCUCGAUGCUAUGGCACAAGAUGGAGAGGGCGAGAGGGAGAGAAGAGAGCGGGGGGAGGAAGAGGCGCUGUUGGAACAGGUGAAUGCCGGGGUGUUUGAGGAGAUUGCAGAGGGUAUUACACCAUUGUCUAUUCCCGAGCAACAGCCCUCAGAGGUAUCGGAGCCAGAAGUCGGCACCCAGAUCUUUCCCACGGACGGGUACACUCACAUCCCCUCGACGGCCCUCAACCCGGACGACCUUCCCCCGGCGUCUCCCUCUUCCGAAGAUGCGGUGGGCAACACUACGUAUCACGUGGGAUACCUCGAUCCUCCUAUCGGCGAGGGCCACAAGCAUGUUUCUCACAAGGAGCCACAAGAACAGCCAAAGAUCCGCAGACGCAAGAGCCACGGACACCUGAAUAAUGUCGCAGAGGCAGUGUUUUUUUCUUACGGCGUGUCUGUCUUUUUCGGAUUCAGAGAAGGGGAGGAGAAGGAAAUUAUGGAGGAUUGUGAGACUGCUGGGGCUUGGCAAAGUCCCAAGAGUGAAGACGACUGGGAGGCUGAAGAGUUCCACUAUGUCUACGACCCUGAUGCCGAAAGCCCUAGGAUCUACAACGACAUGUUUACAUUCAAAUCCCGCUCCCAUCUCUUUAAACUCUCCCUCGCCCAUGCCGUCGCGCAGUCGACCCGACUGUCCAUCUACGAAUCCGUCAUGCAAGAGACCCUCUCCUUGACCGCUUCCUUCCCCAAGGAGCUCUCCAUCACCGGACACCUCCAGCUCACGAGGCGGGAAGCGCUCAAGAUGACGGGGAGACUGUUCAAGCUGAGAAUGGAUGUCAACCUGAGUGGGGGUAUUUUGGACACACCAGAAGUGUUCUGGUCAGAGGCGAGUCUGUUCCCGUUGUAUGAGGCGAUACACGAGUACUUGGAGAUCUCGCCGAGGAUUCAGGUACUGAAUGAUAGGCUGGCUGUGGCUGGUGACUUGCUGGAAAUCAUCCACGAAUAUAUCGAAGAAAGGGCCACCCAUCGCCUGGCAUGGAUCGUCAUCUGGCUUAUCGUUGUCGCCUGUUUUGUUGAAGCUGGAGAGGUGGUUGCAAGAUUGGUGUUCCACGAGAUCGCAAGAGAUGAAGGAGAGUAUAUGCUGUUGAAGGCGCCGCAGCUGUUACUGGGGAGCGAGUAA